This is a messenger RNA of Mugil cephalus (flathead mullet), 1225 nucleotides long. RefSeq names its product lysophosphatidic acid receptor 6-like. Bases 5 to 874 code for a protein of 289 amino acids. Gene Ontology annotation, cellular component: membrane. Gene Ontology annotation, biological process: positive regulation of Rho protein signal transduction; phospholipase C-activating G protein-coupled receptor signaling pathway. NCBI's taxonomy places the organism in Eukaryota, Metazoa, Chordata, Actinopteri, Mugiliformes, Mugilidae. The transcript has a single exon. The record is from RefSeq and is a predicted model, not a curated record. Gene Ontology annotation, molecular function: lysophosphatidic acid receptor activity.
UCAAAUGGCAGACACGAGCAGCGACGUCGAAGGAGGGCUUGAACAGACCCAGGGUUACGCCGUGGCCUAUGGCUGCAUCCUGGCACUCGGCCUGCCUCUCAAUGCCGUGUCCCUGUGGAUUCUGCUUCGCCGACACAGCCUCAAGUCGCCGAGCGCCGUCUUCAUGGUCAACCUGGCGAUGUCAGACCUGCUGCUCGUCACCUUCCUGCCGACGAGGAUCUACUUCUACUGGACAGGCACCUGGCCUUUCGGCAGAAUGGCGUGCCUCAUCAUCCAAAUGCUCUUUCGCAACAACAUCCGCUCCAGCUCCAUCUUCAUCACCUUCAUCAGCGUGGACCGGCUGCUGGCUAUAGUUUACCCACUGAGGUCACGCCAUCUGCGAACCUCGUCCAACGCCUGGAAAGCGGCUGCAGUUCUUUGGCUUUUUGUGGUGCUGACGAACAUCCCGGAGAUUAACGUCUUUCUGCGACAUUCAAACGACAAUGAUACAUCUACUUGUUUUAAAUUUCUUCAAAGGAGUUCAGUUAGAUCUGCCGCUGCUUACCUGCAGCUAGUGGUUGUGUGCGUCUUGCUGGCAGUCAACAUUGUGUGCACCGCCAUGGUGUUGUGGACUCUACGCAGCCACCUUAGUGCCUCUGCAAGGGUUCAGAACAAGGUAAAUGUAAUGCUGAUUUUUGCCAUUAAUUUUGUUAUGUUCACUAUAUGUAUCUUGCCUGUCUCACUUGGUGUUACAAUAAGCUACAGCCGUCGGGUUUUAAUGCCCAUGGUAUGUCUGGCCUCUGUGAACUGCUGUCUCGAUCCCCUAUUGUAUUAUUUUUCUUUUGAUGCUUUCUGGAAGAAAAAAGAGAACAACUCACAGGCUAUAGCUCUGUGAAUUCUCAAUGUGGCCGUGUCAUUGUGAUUUUCCAUUUUAGUAGCAGUCUGUUUGCGCGUGAGAUGCUCUUUUGGCUCCAAGACUCUGUUAGAUGGCCUCAGGAAAGACACCAACAGCGGUAAAACGUGAGGAGGCAGAGAGAAAAAUGCUUUUUGUGCUUAUGGGCUGGCACAUGCAUUAAAAAAAGGUUGCCUUUUGGAUGAGAAAAAAAAUUCUAAUAUUGUAAAUUUUUAUCUGUUUUCUAUUACUGUAAACUAUAAUUAUUAUAAUUGUCUACUUUAGUAGAAAUCAUGUUGUGAUUGCUUCACACAAUACCUUGGCUUAUCUCCGUUAUGCGUUCUGUACAUUGUA